Messenger RNA from Vanessa atalanta (red admiral), 534 nucleotides. RefSeq names its product 40S ribosomal protein S17 (gene RpS17). The transcript is spliced from 3 exons. Bases 112 to 513 code for a protein of 133 amino acids. Gene Ontology annotation, biological process: translation. Gene Ontology annotation, cellular component: ribosome. Lineage: Eukaryota; Metazoa; Arthropoda; Insecta; Lepidoptera; Nymphalidae. The record is from RefSeq and is a predicted model, not a curated record. Gene Ontology annotation, molecular function: structural constituent of ribosome.
AACAAAUAUAGAUUUUUAAUCUGUGUAAAUCUUAUAAACAAUUUAUAAUCUGUACACUACAAAGUUUUCCUUUUCUGUUAACUGUCAAACGGCGGAUACAUAGUUUUCACAAUGGGUCGUGUUAGAACUAAGACCGUAAAAAAAGCAGCAAAAAUCAUUAUCGAGAAGUACUAUACAAGAUUAACUCUUGAUUUUGAUACAAACAAGAGAAUAUGUGAGGAAAUUGCUAUUAUUCCCACCAAACCUCUUCGUAACAAAAUCGCAGGGUUUGCCACCCAUUUAAUGAGACGUCUCAGACAUUCCCAAGUUCGUGGUAUCUCAAUCAAACUGCAGGAAGAGGAACGUGAAAGACGUGACAACUAUGUUCCAGAAGUGUCUGCUUUGGAACAUGACAUCAUUGAGGUGGACCCUGACACUAAGGACAUGUUGAAAAUGCUUGACUUCAACAACAUCAACGGUCUCCAACUCACCCAGCCUGCAACUCAGGGUGGUUACAGUGGCAGACGUAAUUAAGAAUAAUAAAUUUUAAACCUA